Messenger RNA from Triticum dicoccoides, 517 nucleotides. RefSeq lists its product as uncharacterized. NCBI's taxonomy places the organism in Eukaryota, Viridiplantae, Streptophyta, Magnoliopsida, Poales, Poaceae. The transcript has 3 exons. The record is from RefSeq and is a predicted model, not a curated record. The coding region runs from base 32 to 517 and encodes 161 amino acids.
CAAAGAAGGAACCCCUCCAGCAGCUUCUAGCAUGGUCGUCAACAACAACCAGGAUAACAUAAACAACAGCUAUCACAGGAGGUCACAGAUGGAGGAUGAAUUCAUGUUAUUUGUCUUCCCUACCAUGGAAGAAGGAAGGGAGAAAAAACCAAUGCAUACAUCUAGUCUUACAGGAGCUGCUUAUGUCCAGGAAAUCUUAAAUGGGCAUGAAAGCUUAUGCAGAAGGCAUUUCAGAAUGGAGGCUUACAUCUUUCAUGCUCUAGUUGAGAAGCUGCGUGAGAAUGAAAUACUUGAAGAUUCUACAAUAGUCUCCUUGGAAGAAAAGGUUGCCAUAUUUUUAUAUGCAGUUGCAAAAAAUGCUAGUAAUGAAACCUUGCAGGAUAGGUUCCAGCACAGUGGGCAAACCAUCAGUCGACACUUUGGAGAUGUACUAGAGGAUCAGCCUCGGAUGCAAGGGUUCUCCAAGAUGCACUUAACCAUGGAUUUCAGGUACCUCAUGGUAAAUAUUAUCUUGUAG